Molecule: messenger RNA, 2853 nt
Organism: Cyclocybe aegerita
Lineage: Eukaryota; Fungi; Basidiomycota; Agaricomycetes; Agaricales; Hemipholiotaceae
Source: the annotation of a GenBank genome assembly
AUGGCCACAGACGCAUCCCAGCCCCCCAGCCCCGCCAAACUUAUUGACGGGACUGCCCUGGCCAAAUCUAUUCGCGAGGAUGUCGCGCACCGAAUCAAGACGAAGCAGGUCACCUUUCCUCGGUUCCAACCUCAGCUCGCCAUCGUCCAGGCCGGCGACCGCCCCGAUUCUUCCACCUAUGUCCGCAUGAAAGCAAAGGCCGCUGAGCAAGUCGGAAUCAAGUUUCGCCACAUCAGUGUCCCCUCGGAGUCGACCGCAGAUCAAAUCGUCAAAAUUGUUCAAGAACUGAACGCGGAUGAAAGUAUCAGCGGGAUCCUCGUCCAACUCCCUCUUGGAGGCCACAUCGACUCUGCAGGAGAGCGUCUGGUGACAGAGGCAGUCAGUCCGACGAAGGAUGUCGAUGGUUUCCAUGCGUAUAACAUCGGUCACCUCUCAUCUCGCGCUUCGGAACCCCUCUUCGCACCAUGCACACCGUCGGCCGUCAUGCGUCUCCUUCAAUCUACCGGUAUCUCCCUCUCUGGUACCAACACAGUCGUUCUCGGCCGUAGUGAUAUCGUUGGAAGCCCAGUCGCGUCCAUGCUCAGGAAUGCCGACGCGACUGUGACACAAUGUCAUAGCCGGACAAAGAACGUGUCUGAUAUCAUAAAAAACGCGGAUGUUGUCGUCUCGGCUAUCGGAAAGGCAGAAUACGUCAAAGGAGAAUGGAUUAAACCUGGAGCUGUGGUUGUUGAUGUUGGAAUCAACUACGUACCUGAUGAGACCAAGAAAUCAGGUCAACGGUUGGUCGGAGACGUCGAGCAUUCAACCGCUGUCAACGUUGCGUCGCACAUUACACCGGUUCCAGGAGGUGUCGGGCCUAUGACCGUGGCCAUGCUCAUGGAAAAUACCCUACUUGCUGCAACACGCCAGUGGGAAGAGGCAAGAAACCGCAAGGUGAAGCCAUUGCCAUUGUCCCUCCUUGAGAAGGUCCCAAGCGACAUCGAAAUUGCCAUGGCCCAAACACCCAAACCUGUUGCUGAACUUGCGACUGAAAUCGGCAUCUUGGCCAAUGAGCUCGAAAGCUAUGGCAAGUACAAGGCAAAGGUUGACCUAAGCAUCCUUGAUCGCUUGGCUCACCGCAAAGACGGCAAGUAUAUCGUUGUAUCUGGCAUCACCCCUACUCCUCUUGGAGAAGGCAAAUCCACGACGACAAUCGGCCUGGCACAAGCCCUUGGUGCUGAACUCGGUCGACCUUCCUUUGCAUGUGUCCGACAGCCUAGUCAAGGACCGACAUUCGGAAUCAAGGGAGGGGCUGCAGGUGGUGGAUACAGUCAGGUUAUUCCGAUGGAUGAGUUCAACCUCCAUCUCACCGGUGAUAUUCAUGCUGUGACCGCCGCAAACAACUUGCUCGCUGCUGCUCUUGACGCUCGUAUCUUCCAUGAGGCUACCCAAAGCGACAAGGCUCUCUAUAGCCGUCUCGUCCCAGCUAAGAAAGGCAAACGCGAAUUUGCGCCUCUUAUGCUCAAGCGGCUAAAGAAGCUCGGCAUCGGCAAGACCAACCCUGAUGACUUGACCCCCGAAGAAAUCAAUCGCUUUGCUCGACUAGACGUCGACCUCGAGACUAUCACCUGGAAUCGUGUAAUGGACACCAACGACCGCUUCUUGCGUAAAAUCACCAUUGGACAGAAUUCGACAGAGCAAGGCCAUGAACGCGUAACCGGCUUCGAUAUUGCCGUCGCCAGCGAGUGCAUGGCCAUCCUAGCUCUCACUACCAGCUUAGAAGACAUGACGAAGCGCCUUGGUGCCAUGGUUGUUGCAACUAGCAAGCGGGGUGAACCCGUCACUGCAGAUGAUAUUGGUGUUUCUGGUGCCUUGGCUGUCCUCCUCAAGGAUGCCAUCAAGCCUAAUCUCAUGCAGACACUACAGGGAACACCUGUCUUUGUGCACGCUGGUCCUUUUGCUAACAUUGCCCACGGAAACUCGUCGAUCCUCGCCGACCGUGUUGCCCUUAAACUUGCUGGUACUGAAGAGGGCGACUCCCCAGACCGCGUGGGUUAUGUCUUGACAGAAGGUGGUUUCGGGGCGGACAUGGGCAUGGAGAAGUUCUGCAACAUCAAAUGCCGAGUCAGCGGUCUCAAACCCGAUGCUACCGUCAUAGUUGCUACCACUCGCGCCCUCAAGAUGCAUGGCGGUGGACCUGAUGUCACUCCUGGCAAGCCUCUGCACGACACGUACACCAAGGAGGAUCUUGUCACCCUCCGAGAGGGAUGCAAGAACUUGAAAAAGCAUAUUGAAAACUCUCGCAAGUUUGGCGUCAAGGUAAUUGUUGCUAUCAACCAAUUUGCUUCUGAUACAGAACCUGAGCUGGCACUCGUGCGCGAAGAAGCCCUCGCCGCAGGCGCCGACGGUGCAGUUGUGAGCAACCACUGGGCCGAGGGUGGAAAGGGAGCCAAGGCUCUCGCUGAAGCUGUGAUCGCCAUCUGCGAGGGUGAAUCGGAGUUCAAGUUCCUCUACGAUCUCAACCUUCCUAUUGAGGAAAAGAUUUCCAUUAUUGGAAGGGAGAUCUACGGCGGCGACGGCAUUCAACUCAGCGAUCUUGCUCGUCAGCAGGUUGACACGUACACACGCCAAGGGUAUAGCAAUCUUCCAAUUUGUAUGGCGAAGACACAAUACUCUUUCUCCCAUGACCCUAAGCUGAAGAAUGUGCCAUCAGGUUUUACCCUACCCAUUCGUGCUGUGCGGCUAUCAGCUGGUGCAGGUUUCCUGUACCCCAUUCUGGGCGACAUGCAAACGAUGCCCGGUCUCGGCACACGGCCAGGUUUCUGGGAAGUCGGCCUCGAUAAAGAGACCGGUAGAGUUGUUGGUUUGUUUUAG